Messenger RNA from Gordionus sp. m RMFG-2023, 1188 nucleotides. RefSeq lists its product as uncharacterized. The transcript has 3 exons. Lineage: Eukaryota; Metazoa; Nematomorpha; Gordioida; Chordodea; Parachordodidae. Gene Ontology annotation, biological process: positive regulation of voltage-gated potassium channel activity; sleep; regulation of synaptic transmission, cholinergic. The record is from RefSeq and is a predicted model, not a curated record. Bases 53 to 736 code for a protein of 227 amino acids.
AUAAAAUUGAUUCGAGAAAAUUAAAAUUACUUGAAGAAAAAAAAUAUUAAUUAUGUUAAAAUACCGAUAUUUAAUAGUGUGCUUUUGUUUGAUAACUUCCUCUGUUUCAGAUCAGGAUGAAAGAGCUGAGAUCGCGAAUAAUCUCGAAGAUUUCCCCAUUUCAAAAUUCGCACGUUUUUCUAUGUUCUACCCAGUUCUUGAACCUGCUCAAUCGCCUGGGAAUCAAUUCCAAUUCAGUUCCAAGACAUUUCAAGUUUCGAAGAAUCCUAAGGACAAGAGGAGUAAAAAUUUAACGGCUACGUCAUACGAGGACGAAGAACUUGCCUAUAUUCAUCCCGGUUAUCAGGAAGUUACUAAAGAAAAUAACUUCCAAUGCCUUCAAUGCACUUCCCUCAAAAAUCCAGGCUGCGCCGCUGGUCAAUUACCUCCUUCUGCAUGCAGCGAUCGUAUAAUAAACGCGAGUUAUUGCUUCACUUACACAAUCAAAAUGCCAAACAUAGGUGUGAUUAUAUUCAGGGAUUGCACGCCUUUCAAAAUCGUAGACUCCUGUCUACCCCAAUACAUAGAAGGGAGGAAAGUAGAUUUAUGCUUCUGGACAUGCCCCGAAUCCGCCUGCAACAAUAUACCGGUGCAAAAGUUGAUCAACACUUACAUGAAUGGAGCACAUCGUUCUAAAUCAAGCCGAUAUCUCGUGAUUAUGCUGAUAGCAGCUUUUAUGUGGUGCCGUUUUCGGUAGCGUUGUUAAAAGCCUCGAUAUAACCGAUUUUUUGAAAAAGGCUAAUCAAAAUUUUACCCACCAAUUUAUCAAAGUCUCGAGAUUUUUGCUAAUAUGUAGCUGAAAUGUUUGGCCCUCCUUUGGCGAAAUUUCGAGGCUUAGAUACUGCUAUUUUGGCUAAAAUCAUGAUUUGGCCGUUUUUUAAAAAUAGGGUAAAUUGAGGUUUUUAAACAAUACUAGUUUUCAGGGACAGAACAGGAUUUGAAAAUAAAAAUUUUAAAAUGAAAUUCUAAAAAAAACUAAAAAUAAUUUUUUGACAUCCCAAAGCCCUAAACACCCCUUGUCAAAUCUAAUUUUUUUUUAAAGAAUUUUAUAUACGUAUUUUAAUUAAUUUGUGAUUUUAUACAUUUCAAAGCUGUGUUGCCCAAAACAUCAAAAAAAUUUGUAUAUCAAAUCUAUCAUAACUUUAGCCA